This is a messenger RNA of Rhincodon typus (whale shark), 1214 nucleotides long. Its product is annotated as zinc finger protein 239-like. NCBI's taxonomy places the organism in Eukaryota, Metazoa, Chordata, Chondrichthyes, Orectolobiformes, Rhincodontidae. The transcript has 2 exons. Bases 438 to 1112 code for a protein of 224 amino acids. Gene Ontology annotation, cellular component: nucleus. The record is from RefSeq and is a predicted model, not a curated record.
GUUCGACAUGGGCCGGACGCGGGGCACUCUGGGCGUCCUCUUUGUCGCGCGAUUGGGACUCGGUGGAAACCGGAGCAGACAGCCACCCACGGAUAUUAAAAUGUUGCAGUCUGCUGAAGGCAUACUUAAUGGAUGCAUCACACCAGGAUCUGGAAGAGCCAUUCGAUCUAUUAGGGCCUGAAUAUCAUUGGCAAUUGAGAUUGUGAAGUGAAUAUUUGCCUGUGAGUUUUUGGGAAAAUAUUUUAAAUAUCUAUGUGACUUGAAAAGUACUGAGACAUAAAUGCCAGAGUCAGGGUAUUCAAGCAAACUGACUGUGAAAAGAGACUUAAUCACCUUGAUAUUGCACUAUUCAUAGUGGGGACAAACUGCAUGUAUGUUCUGUGUGGAUAGGUUUUGACUGAUUACUCAACCUGGAGAAACAUAAGGGCACAUACAUAAUGGAGAAACCAUGGAAAUGCGGAGACUGUGGAAAGGGAUUCAAUUAUCCCUCCAAGUUAGAAACUCAUCGGCGCAGUCACACUGGGGAGAGGCCAUUCACUUGCUCCCUGUGUGGGAAGGGAUUCACAGAGUUAUCCAAGCUUCAUGUACAUGUGCGAGUUCACAGUGGGGAGAGGCCGUUCACCUGCUCCAUGUGUGAGAAGGGAUUCACUCAGUUAUCCACCCUGCUGGCGCACCAGAGAGUUCACACUGAUAAACGACCUUUUAAAUGUUGUGAAUGUGAGAAGAGCUUUAAAAGCACAAGUGAAGUGCUGACACACCAACGCACUCAUUCUGGGGAGAGACCAUUCAUUUGCUCAGUAUGUGGAAAGGGAUUUACUCAGUCAUGCUCCCUAAUGAGACAUCAGCGAGUUCACACAGGAGAGAGACCAUUCAGCUGCUCUGUUUGUGGGAAGGCAUUCAGUCACUCAUCGACUCUACUGAAGCACCAGCUAGUUCACACUGGAGAGAGGCCAUUUAUCUGCUCUGUGUGUGAGAAGGGAUUCACUCGUUCAUCCAACCUACUGAUCCACCAGCGAGUUCACACUGGGGAGAAACCAUUCACUUGUUCCAUGUGUGGAAAGGGAUUUGCUCAGUCACAGCAUCUACUGAGACAUCAGCGACUUCACAUAUGACACUGUAUUUUAAUUGUGCUCUUAACUAUGUUAUUUGUUUCUACUGCUGGAAUUCACUAUAACUGGUCUGAUGUUCAAUGCACUGAAAAUCUGUCAAAUAAA